Messenger RNA from Gastrolobium bilobum, 3911 nucleotides. RefSeq names its product ubiquitin carboxyl-terminal hydrolase 2. Gene Ontology annotation, biological process: protein deubiquitination. Gene Ontology annotation, molecular function: cysteine-type deubiquitinase activity; zinc ion binding; cysteine-type endopeptidase activity. Gene Ontology annotation, cellular component: nucleus; cytosol. The record is from RefSeq and is a predicted model, not a curated record. Bases 656 to 3631 code for a protein of 991 amino acids. The transcript is spliced from 3 exons. NCBI's taxonomy places the organism in Eukaryota, Viridiplantae, Streptophyta, Magnoliopsida, Fabales, Fabaceae.
ACCUCUCUCGUGAGUGAGAGAGAGGGAGAGAGAGAGGCAUCCAUAAUCCCAGGGCACAGCCCAUAGCAGAGCACAGAACUGAUUGCUCUGUUGGUCUUCUUCCUUAAUACUCACUCACUUUGCUUCUUUCAAUUCAAUCUUCCUUUCCUUUCGACUUUAUCUCAUCUUUUGCUCUGUUUUUUUUUUUUCAACACACCAACCCAACUCUAUAUCCCCCUCUCUUAUCCGAUUCUCUAACCAAAAUAAAAGCACUUAUUUUGUUUACAACCAUCGAACCUUGACGCCUUUUCAUCUUCCUUCCAGUUCCACGCAGGUCAUAUUGGAUAAGAUUUUAUGCCUUACAAUUGGCCUUACACUACAAGAUUGGAUUGCAUUGGGGCUUGCUUCAAUCUAGCUUAUUGUCACUAGUAGAAAAGCUUCAAUUCUUUGAAGAUCCUUGUUUAAAAUCUUCCUCCUACGCCUCCUGAUUUCCAGGUAAAAAGAGUUGAAUGGUUCGAUAAUUUUCCCGUCCUCUUUUUCAGUUUUUUUCUGGUUGUAUGUGUAAUGUGAGCUACAUAUUUUGGUAUUUAAUGUAAGAGGAUGUAAGAGAUACAUCUGUUUUUCUGUCUGUUUUUGCUGGCAGAGUUCAUUGAUUUGUUUUGGAUUAUAAGAACUGAUGGGGAAGAAAGUCAGAAAGAAGAGCCGAGGUUCUGUUAAGGAGAAGGUGGUUGCUACCCAUUCGCCAAAAAAGGUUAUGGAAUCGUGCAACCCGACUGUUGAGUCUGUUGAUGAGGGGGUUUUGGUUGCAAAAGAGACAAAUUCUUGCCCUCAUAUCGUUAAAGGUAUUAAUUUAAAUAGAUUGUCUAGUAAGAUUGGGUCUUCUGGAUCUAUACGGUGUGAAGAUUGUAGGGAAGGUGCGGCUGACAGGAGGGCUAGUAAAGGAAAAGGUAAACACGGGAAGAAGAAAGGUAGUGCGUCAUUGGAUUCAAAAUCUGAGUCAAAGUCUAUAUGGGUUUGUUUGGAGUGUGGUCAAUAUACAUGUGGAGGUGUGGGGUUACCAAUAAUCCCUCAUUGCCAUGUGGUAGGGCAUGCGAGGCAAAAGAAACACCCCUUGGUGGUUCAUUUUGAGAAACCUCAACUGUGUUGGUGUUUUCCUUGCAAUAUGCUUAUUCAAGUUGAUAAAAUUGAAAAAACUGAUGAAACAAGUCAUCUUCUACCUGAUGUGGUGAAAUUGUUGAAAGGACGAUCAUCGGGAAAAUCAGCGGUGGAUAUUGAGGAUGUUUGCUUUGUGGAUGGCAGUGUUACUUCUGAAAUUAAAUCAGGAACCCCGUCCCCAAGUGAUUCAUAUGUACAUGGUGGUUAUGUAGUUAGAGGUCUGGUUAAUCUUGGGAAUACUUGCUUUUUCAAUUCAAUCAUGCAAAAUUUGCUAGCUAUGAAUAGAUUGCGGGAAAAUUUUCUGAAGUUAGAUGCUCCUGUUGGGCCACUGAUUAGUUCCUUGAAGAAGCUAUUCACUGAAACGAACCCAGAAUCAGGAUUGAAAAAUAUUAUAAAUCCAAGAUCCUUUUUUGGUUGUGUAUGUUCUAAGUCCCCCCAAUUUCGAGGAUAUCAGCAACAUGACAGUCAUGAAUUGCUCUGUUGUUUACUGGAUGGAUUGAACACUGAAGAACUAGCUGGAAGGAAACAGAAUGGUUCUCUGAAGAAAGAUGGGACCUCUUCCAAUACUUUAGUUGAUGCUUUAUUUGGAGGUCAGAUAUCUAGUACUGUAUGUUGCAUUGAGUGUGGGCAUUUCUCAACAGUGUAUGAGCCUUUUUUAGAUCUUUCCCUGCCUGUUCCAACUAAGAAACCUCCACCUCGAAAGGCCCAACAAGUAACCCGAACCAAAAAGGCAAAACUUCCACCAAAAAAAGUCGGAAAGACUCGAGUCAAAGUUAACAGGGAUGCUGAUCCCUUAGCUGCUCAAAGUCUAUCAAACCAAUUAUCCAGCAGUGAAUCAUCCUGCCCUGGUCAGUCCAUCAUAUCAACUGCUGGAGAGGGGGCGGCUUCUUCUGGUGAUUCUACAGUGUUAGGUUCUGAAGAAAUAAGCAAUGUGGCUGAUAAAGAGGAUUUGUCUUCACCUAAAUUAAUUACUGUUGGAGAGUCUCAGCAUAUGCAAGUGCUUGAAAAUGGUGCAAAGAAAAUGUCUGUUUCGUCGGAUGAUUUUGCAUGGUUGGAUUAUGUGGAAGCUGGAGCCAUGGCAGAUGAAUGUGCUUCCAUUUCUCAGAUGGAGAAUGCUCCAGAGGUACAGGAUACCGAGAGCAAGGAUAAAUGUUUAAAUGAAUUCCCGAUACAGGCUAGCUGUGAAUCUAGUGGUCCUUCUUGUUUCCUUAGGGAGGAUCAAAGCCUUAGACCAGAUUCUUUAGUGAAUGGUUUGGAAGAUGAGGUUCCACUACAAGUUCAAGGUUCAGAAGUAUUGUUACUUCCAUACAAAGAUGAAAGUUUGUCUGCUGGUGAGAUAAUUGGAAGAGAUGACGAGGCCUCCUCAUCAGUUUUAGGUGGUGGUCAAGAAGUAUUGGAGUUCGAUGGAUUUGGUGACUUAUUCAAUGAACCUGAAGUUGUUGCUGGACCUGCUCCUAGACCUUCUUCAUGUAGUGAGGUCAUGGAAGCUGGUUUUAUCAUUGGAAACAACAGUGAGUCUGAUCCAGAUGAAGUAGAUGAUACAGAUUCUCCAGUCUCUGUAGAGAGUUGCUUGGCACAUUUUAUUAAACCUGAGCUUCUCUCAGAUGAAAAUGGUUGGCAUUGUGAGAACUGUUCAAAAAUUCUCCUACGUCAAAAGAUGGAAACAAAAAAGCAGGCAAAAACUUUAUCUGAUGGAAAUGAGACUGGAUGUCAUGAUGAACCAUGUCAUGCAGCUAACUCUUGUUCUGUUAAAGCCAGAACCCUUGGUAAUGGCGAUAUUAAAAAUGACAAAAAUAUAGAAAGUUCAGUUUUGCAUUCUAAGCAUGGGACAGAGCUUGAAAAUGGUCAAACAAAUGAGCUGGGUUUAAUUGUUAAUGAAAGGGAUCGUGGGGCAUUUAAGAUGGUAGAUACUCGUAAUGAGGAAUUACAGUCUUCAGGUUUUCAUAAAGCUUGCAAUAAAGAAAGCUGCAAGCAUUCAGCUGCUGAUUCUUGUAUUAAUUUGCGUAUGACUGAAAUUGUCCAAAGAAGAGAUCCUCAGAUGUUAGAUCAUGAUAACAAUGACUCAGAAGAAUGCGACGAGGCCAAAAGUAUGAAAGUGAAGAGGGAUGCAACUAAGAGAGACCUCAUUUAUAAAGCUCCGCCUGUCUUGACCAUUCAUCUGAAGAGAUUCAGCCAAGAUACCCGUGGUCGCUUAAGUAAAUUAAAUGGUCAUGUCGAUUUCAGAGAAGCAAUGGAUCUUAGACCAUAUAUGGAUCCCAGGUGUGUAAAUGAAGAGAAGUAUGAAUACCACUUGGUUGGUGUUGUGGAGCACACGGGAAAUAUGAGAGGGGGUCACUAUGUUGCCUAUGUGAGAGGGGGCCAGAGGAACAGAGGGAAGGCUGAUAAAGAGAAUGAGGGUUCCACAUGGUAUCAGGCCAGUGAUGCAUAUGUGCGUGAAGUUUCCCUUGAUGAAGUUCUUCGCUGUGAGGCAUACAUUUUAUUCUAUGAAAAAAUUUGAGGGGACCGUCUACUUUCUAGAUAAUUUAUAUUUGAGGUAGAGAUAGAGGUUUACAAAAUUUAGGAGAGAGACAGAGAGGGAGAUAAAUCAUUGCAGGUGAGUGUAAAAGCAAUUACCGUAUAUUGUAUACCAUUUUUUCAACACGUAUGAUAUCUCGAAUGUACAAUUCCAUAUCAUACAAUCAAAGUCAAAAUUUCCCCUUACCUUUUUUCUGUACCAACUGUCAAGCAAAUUUCAGACAUUGUGUGUGUGUGUGUGUGUUUUUUUUUUUUUUUAUAAA